AUGAGGUUCUCUAGCGGCAUCGUCUUUUCCUUGCUCACGUCUGGCCUCGUAACUGCAAUGCCGCUCGAGGCGAAACGCGCCAAGCAUACAUAUGCAGUGGUCAAUGUAGAUGGCGCAUCGGGCUCUCUAUCAUCACCACUAGACGCACGCGACAACCAUGUCGAUAUCAAAGCCCGACAGCCCGCGAAGACGUAUUCUGUAGUCAACGUCGAUGGUGGCCCGACAUCCUCGACCCCGCCCGUUACGGAGACCGUGACAGCUACCGCCACACCCGUAGUUGUCACAACUCAGACCGCUGCCGAAGAGCCGACCACGACCACCGAAACAAUCUCCACGGAUGAGACGAUUGUCGUCACCAAGACCGAAGUUCAGCCCCAGGCUUCUGUCACCGAGACCCUGAUUUACACCACGACACUGCGCGCGGACCCUAGCAGUCAGAGCACACAAACAACUAGUUCGGAGAGUUCUACUUCGUCGUCUUCGACAUUGGUUAGUGUCGUUACCGUCACGGAAUCACCGAGCACCACUGAGUACUACGACGACGGCCAAUGGCACACAUCCUACGCGAUCAAGACUUUCCCGGCACUGGCUACCGGGGCGGCCACGGUCACGGUAACCGACUUCGGAACCUCGUCCGCAACUGCGACCUCCACUGCUUAA
Aplosporella prunicola CBS 121167 is the source of this 660-nucleotide messenger RNA. RefSeq lists its product as uncharacterized. NCBI's taxonomy places the organism in Eukaryota, Fungi, Ascomycota, Dothideomycetes, Botryosphaeriales, Aplosporellaceae. The transcript has a single exon. The record is from RefSeq and is a predicted model, not a curated record. The coding region runs from base 1 to 660 and encodes 219 amino acids.